Molecule: messenger RNA, 4873 nt
Organism: Falco peregrinus (peregrine falcon)
Lineage: Eukaryota; Metazoa; Chordata; Aves; Falconiformes; Falconidae
Gene: ERI3
Product: ERI1 exoribonuclease family member 3
Exons: 8
Coding region: 2592-3368 (258 amino acids)
Biological process (GO): exonucleolytic trimming to generate mature 3'-end of 5.8S rRNA from tricistronic rRNA transcript (SSU-rRNA, 5.8S rRNA, LSU-rRNA)
Molecular function (GO): nucleic acid binding; 3'-5'-RNA exonuclease activity
Source: RefSeq, a predicted model, not a curated record
GCGGCGGGCAGGCGUGGCAGAGCCUCGUCCGCUCGACGCCGGGCCCGGCUUCGUGCUGCCGGGCCCUCCGCUGCCCGGGCUCUGCCGUGGGUAGAAAUCUCGAGGGUGGCAGCGGUCCUGCCGGUCCCAGCCGGAGCGGGAUCAUUUGCCGUUAGGGCUUGAGAAAGGGGAAAACACCCGUGUGCCCAGGGAGUAAGGGGCAUGUGCGGGAUGAGAGAGAGGCAGCAGCAACGAGGAUUUUUCAUGUGCCUUUUGGGAUGUGGAGGUUCCGGGAUGAUGGUGAUGGGGGAGUAGGAGGUUUGAUUAUUAUUUUUUUUAUUAUUAUUUUUUUAUCCUGUGGGAUUGAAUUGGUCACCUGUCUCAGAUUUGGAGACUGAAGUAAACUUGAGAAGGCUUAGAACUGCAGGAUCUGUUUACUUGUUUUCUGAGUGGCAGUAGGAAAUUCUUCUCCUGUUCUUUUCUGGCUGCUGUACUGUUACAGGUGUUUCUUCUAAACUGAGAUGUAUGGAACAGUGUUGUCAUUUAUUACUUAUGUUCUGUCUUUUACAAGUCCUGUGUGUAGUGGAUUUACAUGGUCGUUGCUGGCCUGUUUGCUAAUAAGUCUGACAUUUGUUUUCCUACUUCUUUACUUGCCUCUUUUCCUUAUUGAGCUUUUGGCUUAAGAAAUGGGUGGAUUGACAGCUGCUGCUUAGUCUGAACUCUUAAUAUUCUUUCAACUGCAAUGCAAGGGAUCUGCAAAUUUUCCAAUAGGUUAAUGCUUGCACUAUGCCUCAGGAAGGAUGAGGUAUGCAGGGCUCCAGGCAGGUACAUCUUAAAGGCGCUUGUCCUAUCCAAUGCUGUUUGACAGUUGUCUGAGUAUUUUUUAUUUUUUUAAUGGCAACUUGAAUUUCUUUUAUCCUUUAUUUGCCCUUUGCAGCAUUGUAGCAUCUCCUAUCACUUGGUGUUAAAGUUGGUGUUUGACCUUGUAUUUCCAAGAACGAAUUAUUCUUAAAAUAAGUAAUGUGUCAGAAGUCCAGUUGGCUACUCUUCAGUGUGUAGGCUUGGGAAAUUUGAUUUCAGAUAUUUUUGUUUCCCUUUUUCAAGUACUGAAUGUUGGCUUUUGAAACUGAAUUUUCAUGUUCAUUUAUAGUGUGAACUAAAUGCUUGUCUUGUUUCAAAGAGUGGCCCUUUUAUGGUUCUUGCUCAUCUCAAACUUAGGGUUGCUCUACAGGAAUGGUGUAUUGGGUGUUUUGUUGGUUUGUUUGGGUUUUUUUUAAGUUAGUAUGUAUAGCUAGACAGAUUUGAGUGUUACCAAAAUCCAAAAGAAGAAAUCUGUUAAAACAUUAAAAAGAAAACACUUGUGUGCUUGAUGCUAAAUAAAGAAGUCCUUGGAUUGCAUGUAUGCUGAUAUGACCUAAAGUUUCUGCUUUGCAGUUGAGAGAUACUUAACUUCAUUUUGAUUCCUUUAGGAGGCUCGAUCACAGCUGUUUGGGUUGGUGCUUAUCUUGUUUUGGCCCUGUUAACUUCACUAGGCCUUGAUUUUUAUUUAUUUAGAUUUUUUUUUUACUGACACUCCCACUGCUUAAAUUUUGGAAAUGGAUUUCUGGAAGAGGCUGAAAUGUGUGAAGUUUUUGCACUUGACUUUGCCCCUGUAUCAGUCCAGUAGCCACCUACACUAAAGGGCUGUGAGACUGUAGAGCACAGGUCUGGUGAAGUUCAGGUAAAUGGUGUAGGACCAGCCACUGUGGCUUUACGUACAGGAGAAUGCUGAAGGCUAUUAGGCAGCUACACAUUUGUCACAAAUCUGUCCUUGGAUCUGAAGCAUGUGUUAUUGCUGGAAAUGGUCAUCUUGAGACUCCUGGUGUUUUACUUUAAUAGUGCUGAGCUAACAUACCAGCAUGGUGCAAUGGCAAGCAGAGGAAUGAGGGGAGAAGAGGACAAAUUGUGGCUGUCAAAGCAUAACCUAGAGCAGAAGUGCUGGCUGUUACAUCUUUCCUGGCUGGUUUUUGGAACUCAUUGAGACUGGGUUGUGUGGAAACCAUGCCCUGUCGUAGUUGCUACCCUGCUUGGAGCAUUUGCUUGUCUACUGAGACAGAGCUCUGGCAGAGUACACACUCUCUUUUAACACUUCUGGAGUAGAUGAAGAUAAAAGUGACCGGUAUAUUGAGCAAUGCAAUUGUUGUCUCCCUGAAUCCAGACUGAGAUUCAUUUGACACUCUCAGGUGUUAACCUUCAAGUUCAUUUUUCAGAUAACGAAGGUGUAUGGCAGUUUGAACAACUGUGGCAUUCAUGCGUAUGAAAAUCAAGUAAUUAUGCGUGCUAGAUUCCAUUAAGCAAAGGGUGGCCUGCUAUGUCUCCUUUCCACUAAAUUAGGCCAAUAUGCAAUAGUAGCUUUUACUGACUAGAAGUGUAAUAGCUACAAAUCUCUUACUCCUGGCACUGGGAGCUCUGCUGUGGAUUGAGAGCAUUGAAAUGCCUAAAAUUUCAGAACUUGCUCCAAAGACCAGGGCUGGGAAAGUUUGAAUGAAAACUAAGAUGUGUUAUUUUUUGACAGCAAAUGGAUUGACGAUUGGAACGAGCUGUCUGAAGUUUCAGAUGCCUCUGGAUGUUCAAUGAUAGCACUUCUCCAUACUGGAGCAGCAAAGUUUCCCCAAAACUUAGUUCCAAGGGCAAGACAAGCUGUGUCCUCCCUCCUCCCGGCUGGUGUUCUCAAAGGGUGCAGCUCCAUCAUAAGCAGGAAACUGGCGUCCCACGGCUUUGGAGCUUCCAUGGCAGCAAUGUCAUCCUUCCCUCCACAGAGAUAUCACUACUUCUUAGUGCUGGAUUUUGAGGCUACAUGUGAUAAACCACAGAUUCAUCCUCAGGAAAUCAUCGAGUUCCCUAUACUGAAGCUGAAUGGCAGGACGAUGGAGAUCGAAUCCACCUUUCACAUGUAUGUUCAGCCUGUGGUGCAUCCCCAGCUUACGCCCUUCUGUACAGAGCUGACUGGGAUUAUUCAAGGCAUGGUGGAUGGGCAGCCAAGCCUCCAGCAAGUGCUUGAGAGAGUUGAUGAGUGGAUGGCAAAGGAAGGCCUCUUAGAUCCCAGCGUCAAGUCGAUUUUUGUGACCUGUGGAGACUGGGAUUUGAAAGUGAUGUUACCAGGACAAUGCCAGUACUUAGGGCUGCCGGUUGCUGAUUACUUCAAACAGUGGAUUAAUCUGAAAAAGGCGUACAGCUUUGCCAUGGGGAGUUGGCCAAAGAACGGGCUCUUAGACAUGAACAAAGGACUGAACCUACAGCACAUAGGGAGGCCUCACAGCGGGAUAGACGACUGUAAGAACAUCGCCAACAUCAUGAAGACACUGGCCCAUAGAGGCUUCAUCUUCAAGCAGACCUCCAAACCCUUUUGAUCCCCAAGGCAAGCCAGGCAAGGGCUGCAUGCGCCCGGCGCCGGCGAGGCGGGGAGGACGGGCUCCAGCAUUAAAAAAAAACGGCAACCGAGGCCAGAGGAACCGACACAAAAAAUCUCAAUUUCAGCUGUUAACUCCAGUAGAGGUUGUAUAUAUGGGAAGGCAAAUCUGUGUAGACCUGAUGUGACUCCCUCUCUGGGCUGCUCCGGACAUUAUGCCAUGCUAGCGGACAGCCGCGUAGGGCGCUUGCACCACAUUUUAGACUCGUAGUUUGUUCUUUUUCUUUGGCUCCCGAUUUCCGUCCCUCCCUCCAUAUCCCACCCCGUCCUCCCUCUCCCGCCCUGUAGCCAGAGCAUCCCCCAUCUCCUCCCCGGCAUGGGCCGUCCCCACCUUCCCUUCUUUCUGUUCUCUGGUUUUAUGUUUUCAGGCCUUGACGGCUGCUGCAGCAAGGCCGGCGCGUGCCCACGACGGGGCACCGCUCGUGGAGGCUCAGCAGUGUCGAGACGGCCCCUUGCCCUCCCCGCCAGCCCCCCCGCCUCUCCCCGAGCGCCUUUUCCCCUUUUUGAGUCAACACUAACCCCUCUCUGACUCCUGUAUGUGACAAACGCGAUCCGUCUCUUUAUGUUCAAGGUGAAGUGCCUGUAUUCUCCGCUGCAGAGCCCCUGACAGCCCCACCAUGGGCUGCGGGGCCCCGGAGGGCUCCCUUCAGUGGGGUGGGGGCUCGGCGGGCGGGCGGGCGGCAGGAGGGAGGUGACAGUGUCCAUGCGGAGCCCCGUCCCGUCCCCAUCCUGUCUGCUCGUGCCUCUUGCGGGGCUGGGUGGGAUGCCCAGCCCUGCCCUGGCCCCGACGCCCGAUUCCAGCUCCACCAGGGACAGGCCCGCCACAGCACCGCGUCCGUUGCUGGCGGUGGACGUGCCAGCGCGCGCUGGCCCCCAGCCCACAGGUACCCGAGCAGGGGAGCUGCAAAUUGCCCCGGGCCCCUGACCCUGCUCCCCUCCGAUCCCAUCCGGCCUCCCUCGGUUCCCGAGCUGAGGCUCGGCCCCCCACAUGCCCACGGUCCCCGGGGGCCGUGCCAUGCCCCUCGCAGGUCCCUGCGGACGCUCAGCAGCAGCUGGCUUGUUGCCUGAGAGAGUUGCCGAGCACAUCCCCUCCGGCUGAGUGGGCUCCCGGCCGGCCAGGGUGGUUGCGGGACAGCUGUGGGGCAGGCUGAGGGCGCACGUCCCCCCGUGUCACCCAGCCCUGAGGCCCUGCUGAAUGGAGCCCUCGUCCGGGCGCUGACCUGCAGGGAGGCUGCAGCCCCGGGCCCGUGCGUGCAUGGCCUGGAGCAGAGCCGUAGACGGCAGCCAGAAGGGCAAUACAGGCACUGAACUUGGCGGUACAUGACUGCAUGGUGUGUGGUGUUCCAGUUAAACCAACCGAUAAUGCAAACCCAGCAUUUUCAUUGUCUAGUUAUUCCAAUCCUUGCUGUAAAUGUGCCACAUGAAUAAAGUUUGGGGGUAAAGGAG